CGACAACCCAAGGCAGAUCGACUACCUUUCGCACUAGCCAUGCCUCCCAAGUUCGACCCCAAUGAGGUGAAGAUCAUUCACCUGCGUGUGACUGGUGGUGAAGUCGGCGCCCAGUCCGCGCUGGCUCCCAAGAUUGGUCCCCUCGGUCUGUCUCCCAAGAAGAUCGGUGAAGACAUUGCCAAGAACACUGGUGACUGGAAGGGUCUCCGUGUGACUGUCAAGCUCACCAUCCAGAACCGUCAGGCCGCCGUCUCGGUUGUUCCCUCUGCCUCUUCCCUGGUCAUCAAGGCCCUUAAGGAGCCCCCGCGUGACCGCAAGAAGGAGAAGAACAUCAAGCACUCCAAGUCCAUCCCCUUCGAUGAGAUUGUCGAGAUUGCCCGCCAGAUGCGCGCCCGCUCCAUGGCCAAGGAGCUCCGUGGUACCGUUCUUGAGAUCCUCGCCCCCAAGGACGUCUCCGACGAUAUCAAGGCUGGCGAGAUUGAC
Penicillium macrosclerotiorum is the source of this 483-nucleotide messenger RNA. RefSeq names its product 60S ribosomal protein uL11. Gene Ontology annotation, biological process: translation. The transcript has 3 exons. NCBI's taxonomy places the organism in Eukaryota, Fungi, Ascomycota, Eurotiomycetes, Eurotiales, Aspergillaceae. Gene Ontology annotation, molecular function: large ribosomal subunit rRNA binding; structural constituent of ribosome. The record is from RefSeq and is a predicted model, not a curated record. Gene Ontology annotation, cellular component: ribosome; cytosolic large ribosomal subunit. The annotation marks the transcript as partial.